AUGACCAACGAAGUGUGCGCCGAGUUCUGUGCUGACAAUGGCUUCUCCUACGCUGGAACGGAGUGGUUCCACGAAUGCUACUGCGGCAACUCUCUCGCUCCUGGAGGCAUCCUCGCCAACGAGGCCGAUUGCAACACCCCUUGCGCCGGCGACUCCGCCCAGCCAUGUGGUGGCGGCAACAGGCUGACCCUGUAUUUCAACGAGGGCGUCACCGGCCCCGGUGUCAAUCCUGGUGUUGAUGGUUGGGAGUCGAUGGGCUGCUACACCGAGGGCACAACAGGGCGCACCCUGACCCACGGCGUCGGCAGCAUUCCCGGCGCCGAGAUGACCGUGGCUAAAUGUGUAGCGGCUUGCGAGACCGCCGACUUCAUCCUGGCCGGCGUCGAAUACGGAGGCGAAUGCUACUGUGGAAACAGCAUCCAGAACGGCGGCGCACCCUCCGAGAAUGGUUGCAACAUGCUUUGCAAUGGCAACUCGACCGAAUACUGCGGCGGCCCCGGCCAUCUGAACAUCUACAACUUUGAGAACAGUUACGAGCCGCCGUCUGCUACAGCUACAGGUGCUCCUUCUGCGCCUGUUUCUGCGCCUGCUUCUGCUUCUGUUUCUGCUUCUUCCGUCCCCUCUUCCGUCGUCCCCGGCGCGCCGACCGAGGUGGACCCUGAGCAUCCGGAAACCAUCGGAUCCUACAACUGGUACGGGUGUCAGACCGAAGGCACUGGGACCCGUGCCCUGUCCGCCAAAACCUUCGCCGACGACGACAUGACGCUCGCCGCCUGCGAGGCCUUCUGCGACGGAUACACCUUCUUCGGCACCGAGUACGGCCGCGAAUGCUACUGCGGCAACCAGUUCAACACCGGCUCCCAACCGGCCCCGGAGUCCGACUGCAACAUGCCUUGUGGCGGUAGCCCCUUGGAGUUCUGCGGCGCCGGCAACCGACUGUCCGUGUACGCUCUGGAAGGCGCUGCGCCGCAACCCUCCGACUCGCCCAUCCCGUCCCCGUCGGCGCUCCCAUCCGAAUCGGACGUCUCGGCAACCACCACCGGUCCCGCCGUACCGGCCCCAACCGACUAUCCCAGCGGCUGGGAAGAGCACGGCUGCUGGGUCGACGCAGUGGCCGGCCGCAUCCUCGCCCACCAAGGGCCCGACGACCAGACCCUGACGCUGGGGAAGUGCGCCCACUACUGCUACGACCUGGGAUAUCGCCUGGCCGGCGCCCAGUACCACCACCAGUGCUUUUGCGGUAACGAGAUCAUCAACGGCGGCGUUGAGGCUAACAGCGAGUCCGAGUGCAACACGCCCUGCGCUGGCAAUAGUGCCCAGAUGUGUGGCGGCCCUGCCCGCAUGCUGAUUAUUUCCGACGGCCCCCCCGACGCCUUCGCGCCCCCCGAGGCGCAGAAGAGCGGCUUCAACGGCGACUGGACGUACCAGGGCUGCGUGCAGGGCAUCGUAGACGGCGGCGCCCGCACCUUCUUCUGGCAGAACUUCAUGCCGGGCGUCAUGACUGCCAAUACGUGCCUCGACCGCUGCGCCGAGUAUGGCUACAUGGCCGCCGGUCUCGAGUACGGCCAGGAAUGCUACUGCGGUGAUCCGGCCAACAUCGACGUGAUGGGCGCCGCGUUCCGUCCCGAAUCCGAGUGCAACGUCCUCUGCGCCGGCAACCAGUCGUCCAUCUGCGGCGGCGGUUCCCGCAUGUCGACCUAUUUCUGGACCGGCGACCCGCUCUACUCCUGGGACUUCCCCCAGGACAGGACCGAAGCGGGCGAGUACGAGCUCCUCAUCGGAGGCGUGGUGAUCCCGCUGAUCACGAUGGAGUCCAUCACCGGCAAGGUCUCUUUCUUGGAGAAGUGGGGCACGGGUCCCAUCAACUCGACCGGUGCCUACGAGCUCGACCUCUCCCUCGUGCCGGACUUUGACCGGGCCUGGCGUGAGAUGCACGUCCGCACCGACUUGUUCUGCGCCGCGGGCGUGACCCUCCCCGACAAGGCCGGACGCCAGCUGACGGUGGGCGGCUGGUCGGGCGAAUCGACCUACGGCGUCCGGCUGUACUGGCCCGACGGCUCGGCCGGCGUGAACGGCACGAACGACUGGGAGGAGAACGUCAACGUUCUGUCUCUGCAGGACGGGCGGUGGUACCCCACGGCGAUGAUCAUGGCGAACGGGUCCAUCUUCGUCAUCGGCGGCGAGGAAGGGUCGAACGGGGCGCCGGUGCCGACGAUCGAACUGCUGCCCUCGACCGGGACGGCGCCGCUGUACAUGGACUGGCUCGAGCGGACCGACCCCAACAACCUGUACCCGUUCUGCGCGGUGCUGCCGAGCGAGGACAUCUUCGUGGCGUACUGGAACGAGGCGCGCAUCCUCGACAAGACGACGUUCGAGACGCGGACGGAGCUGCCCAACAUCCCCGGCGCGGUCAACAACCCGAUGGGCGGGCGCACGUACCCGCUCGAGGGCACGGGGGUGCUCCUCCCGCAGCACGCGCCGUACGACGAGCCGCUGGGGAUCCUCAUCUGCGGCGGGUCGACGGAGGGCGCCAGCACGGCGCUGGACAACUGCGUGACGAUCUACCCGGAGGCGGACGAGCCGGAGUGGGUGCUGGAGCGGAUGCCGUCGCGGCGCGUCAUCUCGUGCAUGGCGCCGCUGCCGGACGGGACGUACCUGAUCAACAACGGCGCGCAGCAGGGCGUGGCCGGGUUCGGGCUGGCGCAGAACCCCAACCUCAACGCGCUGCUCUACGACCCGACGCGGCCCGUCGGCGCGCGCAUCACGGUCAUGGCCAACACGACGAUCCCGCGCAUGUACCACUCGGAGUCGAUCACGCUCCUCGACGGCCGCGUGCUCGUGUCCGGGUCCGACCCGGACGACGGCGUCCACCCGCAGGAGUACCGCGUCGAGGUGUUCAACCCGCCGUACCUGACGCGCGGCCUCCCGCGGCCGACCUUUACGCUGGAGAACACGGAUUGGGAGUACGGCGAGGCGGUCAGCUUUACGCUCGGCGGGGUGGCGGUGAAUGGCGACAUUGAGGUGUCGCUGCUGGGCGCGGUGUCGUCGACGCACGGCAACUCGAUGGGCGCAAGGACGAUCUUCCCGGAGGUGACGUGCGAGGGGACGAGCUGUACGGUUGUGGCGCCGCCGACGGCGGGUAUCUGCCCGCCUGGGUGGUACCAGUUCUUUGUUCUUGAUGGCGGCAUCCCGGCGGUGGGCGUGUAUGUGCGGAUUGGUGGCGAUCCGGCCGAGUUGGGUAACUGGCCUAAUGCGCCUGGAUUCGCUCUCCCGGGGGUGUAG
This is a messenger RNA of Sodiomyces alkalinus F11, 3282 nucleotides long. RefSeq names its product WSC domain-containing protein. The record is from RefSeq and is a predicted model, not a curated record. The coding region runs from base 1 to 3282 and encodes 1093 amino acids. The transcript is spliced from 3 exons. NCBI's taxonomy places the organism in Eukaryota, Fungi, Ascomycota, Sordariomycetes, Glomerellales, Plectosphaerellaceae.